Messenger RNA from Penicillium subrubescens, 780 nucleotides. Its product is annotated as serine/threonine-protein kinase. Bases 1 to 780 code for a protein of 259 amino acids. Gene Ontology annotation, cellular component: cytoplasm; cytosol; nucleus. The transcript has 2 exons. The record is from RefSeq and is a predicted model, not a curated record. Lineage: Eukaryota; Fungi; Ascomycota; Eurotiomycetes; Eurotiales; Aspergillaceae. Gene Ontology annotation, molecular function: ATP binding; protein serine/threonine kinase activity. Gene Ontology annotation, biological process: protein phosphorylation; negative regulation of apoptotic process; negative regulation of glycogen biosynthetic process.
AUGGGACAAGGUGCUUACGGACAAGUCAAGCUUGCACGUCUGAAGAAGCAGCCCAACAAGAAGAUGGUGCUGAAGUUUGUCACCAAGAAGCGGAUUUUGGUGGAUACAUGGACUCGGGACCGACGACUAGGUACCGUGCCUUUGGAGAUUCAUGUUCUCGACUUCCUCCGCCGCGAUGGAUACAAGCACCCCAACAUUGUGGAGAUGGACGGUUUCUUUGAGGACGACAUCAAUUACUACAUUGAGAUGAUUCCGCAUGGGCUGCCUGGCAUGGACUUGUUCGACUACAUUGAACUCAAAGCCAACAUGGACGAGUCGGAGUGUCGGAACAUCUUCAAGCAGGUUGUCAGCGCUAUUCAUCAUUUGCAUACCAAGGCGUUGGUUGUGCAUCGUGAUAUCAAGGACGAGAACGUGGUGCUGGAUGGAGACGGCCGGAUCAAGUUGAUUGACUUUGGCAGUGCGGCCUACAUCAAGAAUGGGCCAUUUGAUGUGUUUGUGGGAACAAUCGACUACGCUGCCCCCGAGGUCCUUCAGGGUAAAUCGUACCGCGGCAAGGAACAGGAUAUCUGGGCUCUGGGCAUCCUGCUGUACACCAUCGUCUACAAGGAGAAUCCAUUCUACAACGUCGACGAGAUCCUCGACCACCCGCUCCGCAUUCCCUUCCUUCCCUUCUCGGAAGCCUGCGUUGAUCUGGUUCGGAAGAUGCUGGACCGCGAUGUCGACAACCGUCUGACCAUUACCGAGGUGCUCGAGCAUCCAUGGAUGGUCGAGAACGAUUGA